Molecule: messenger RNA, 2735 nt
Organism: Trichechus manatus latirostris (Florida manatee)
Lineage: Eukaryota; Metazoa; Chordata; Mammalia; Sirenia; Trichechidae
Gene: TAP1
Product: transporter 1, ATP binding cassette subfamily B member
Exons: 11
Coding region: 201-2333 (710 amino acids)
Biological process (GO): oligopeptide export from mitochondrion
Cellular component (GO): mitochondrial inner membrane
Molecular function (GO): ABC-type oligopeptide transporter activity; ATP hydrolysis activity; ATP binding
Source: RefSeq, a predicted model, not a curated record
ACCGCAGCUCUUCUCGCCAGAGUUCGCAGGCUCAGCCGGUUCCCCGGGCUUUCUGGGAGCCCCGCCCUGGCCUGUCCCACUCCCUCCUCCAGCCAGCAGUCCCAGCGCCGGCUCGGUUAAAGGCUCCGACAGAAUUUGACCCAGCGGGGACAUCGGAGAAUCCGGGCCGGGACAGGACCCGGAGCAGCGCCUGCGCGCCAAUGGCCAGUUCAGGGUCCCCUGCUCCUUACGGGUGCCUCCUCCUCCCCCGAACUUGCGGCGCGUGGCUGGGGGCGACGGUGCUGCUUCUUGUGGACUGGGUGCUGCUCUGGCGAGCGCUGCCCGGCAUAGUCUUCUUGCUGGCGCCCACGGUGCCACCGCUGCUCCAGGUCUGGGCAGUGGGCCUGGGCCGCUGGGCAGUGCUGUGGCUGGGGGCCCGCGGGGUCCUCAGGGCCACGGCCGACUCCAAGAGCGAAAGCGCACAAGGCCAGGGCUGGCUGGCUGCUUUGGAGCCGCUGGCGGCGGCACUGGGCUUGGCCCUGCCGGGACUUGCCUUGUUUCGAGAACUGGGCUCGUGGGGCGUCCCCAGGAACAGUGACAGCACCAAACUGCUGCAUUGGGCAAGUCGCCCGGACGCCCUCGUCCUCAGCUACAUAGCGGUGCUUCCCGCAGCGGUCCUAUGGCACAAACUCGAGAGCCUGUGGGUGCACGGCGGACAGGGGGGUUCUGGAGAUGUGGUUACUCGACUACUACGCUGCAUAGGCCCGGAGAUACGCCGUUACCCGCUGGUUCUGGUCCUGUUGAUCUUCUCCUGUCUCGGGGAGAUGGCCAUUCCGUUCUUCACUGGCCGCCUUGCUGACUGGGUUCUACAAGAUGGGGCAGCUCCUACCUUUACCCGAAACAUAACUUUUAUGUCCCUUCUCACCAUAGCCAGUGCAGUGCUGGAAUUCCUGGGUGAUGGGAUCUAUGGCAGUACCAUGGGCCACAUGCACAGCCGCCUGCAAGGGGAUGUGUUUCAGGCUGUUCUCCGCCAAGAGACAGAGUUUUUCCAACAGAACCAAACAGGUGCCAUCACAUCUCGGGUAACAGAAGACACAUCCACCCUGAGUGAGUCUCUGAGUGAGAAGCUGAACCUGUUGAUGUGGUACCUGUUGCUGGCAGUACGUGUGCAGAAAUCUCUGGCAGAGUCUAGCCAGGUGGCCAUUGAGGCCCUGUCAGCUAUGCCUACAGUCCGGAGCUUUGCCAACGAGGAGGGUGAGGACCGGAGGUUUAGGCAAAAGCUACAGGAAAUGAAGACACUCAACAAGCAAGAGGCACUGGCUUAUGCAGUCACCUACUGGACCACCAGUAUCUCAGGGAUGUUGCUGAAGGUGGGAAUCCUGUACAUCGGUGGGCAGCUGGUGACAAGCGGGACUGUAAGCAGUGGGAACCUUGUUGCAUUUGUUCUCUACCAGAUCCAGUUCACCACAGCUAUUGAGGUUCUGCUCAACACCUACCCUAGUGUACAGAAGGCUGUGGGCUCCUCAGAGAAAAUAUUUGAAUACCUGGACCGGACCCCUUGCUGCCCAGCCAGCGGUCCUUUGGCUUCCUUAAACUUGGAAGGCUAUGUCCAGUUCCAGGAUGUCUCCUUUGCCUACCCAACCCAGCCAGAUGUUCCAGUGCUGAAGGGGCUGACGUUCACCCUUAGUCCUGGUGAGGUGACUGCACUGGUGGGGACCAACGGGUCUGGGAAGAGCACAGUGGCUGCCCUGCUGCAGAAUUUGUACCAGCCCACAGGGGGCCAGCUGCUGCUGGAUGGGAAGCCACUUCCCCAGUAUGAGCACCGCUAUCUGCACAAACAAGUGGCUGCAGUGGGACAAGAGCCACAGAUAUUUGGAAGAAGUUUUCGAGAAAAUAUUGCCUAUGGUAUGACCCAGGAGCCAGAUAUGGAAGAAAUCACAGCUGCUGCAAAGGAGUCUGGAGCCCAUAGUUUCAUAUCUGUACUCCCUCAGGGCUACAACACAGAGGUAGGCGAGGCUGGGGGCCAGUUAUCAGGGGGUCAGCGACAGGCAGUGGCCUUGGCCCGAGCAUUGAUCCGGAAACCACGCGUACUCAUCCUGGAUGAUGCCACCAGCGCCCUGGAUGCAGACAAUCAGUCACGGGUGGAGCAGCUCCUGUAUGAUAGCCCCCAUCGGUUCUCUCGGUCUGUGCUUCUCAUCACUCAGCGUCUAAGCUUGGUGCAGCGGGCUAACCAAAUCCUCUUUCUGGAAGAGGGUACCAUCUCAGAGGCAAGAACCCACCAGCAGCUCAUGGAGAAUGGCGGACGCUACUGGGCCAUGGUGCAGGCCCCUGAGGGGCCAGAUGCUCCAGAAUGAGAGACUUCUUGGACCUGCACGCUCCCCACCCCCGUUUUUUUUUUUUGUUUCUUUUCUUCUCCUCUUCCUGGUGGAGAAUUUAGGAACAAAGAUCUUAUCACUGGUAGGGUAGGCAGCUGCUUCUAGGAGUUACUUCCUAACAUGUAACCUUGAUGAUGCCUGAAAUUCUGCCAUGAGCAGAAUUUUUCUCUCCGAGUCCCUCUUGAUAAUGCCAUGACCAUAGUGGUUAUAACUCCUUAGUGUCACUGGGUUUAGAGCCAGGUGUGGAUAGCACUCUGGAAAUGAGAAAUAUUGAGAAUAUGCAGAAAGGGGAAAUCAGCUCCUUUCUAAUACAAUCAAAGGCAUUAUGUUGACCUCUGAACUGUGGAUUCUUGAUAUUUAUAAUAAAAUGGGUAUUUUGUA